GACGUGCACGCGAAUAUGUUUGACUGGGAGUAUCCGAAUCUAUAGAUGCAGUGAGCUUUACAUUAAUCCUCCUAUCCAGAUGACGGCUGUCACUGCUAGACGUCUUAUACUGCUUCAAAUGGAAGGGCAAAUUUCCUUCAACUUUUAAUCAAUGGAUCAGGGAUCUUAUGUACCAUCUUACAAUGGAGAAGAUUCAGUACUCCACCAAAGAAGAGCAUCAGUUCCUAGUCCAGCUAUGAUCUGAGAGGAGAUGAUAGCAGAGCCAACUUUACUGUCCAGAUCGGUGCAAAAAGAGAAUUCAGUAGUUGAUGUUUCUUCCUGUGCAUCGGUGCAUCACACCUCAAGUGAGAGAAAUGAAAACCGCCAGAAGACUGUGAGAGGAAAGCGUAAAGCCCGGGAAUGCUCUGAGAAUGCCAAACGAAAGCAUUCAAAGAGCAGUAAUGGCAGCCUGGGCAGAGCAGAGAACGAACAGCUCAAAAAUGGAGAUGUGGAAGCCGUCACACUGUUUGAAGUGGUCAGCAUGGGCAGAAACGCCAUGCAGGCUGUGGUGGACGACUGGAUUGAUGCAUAUACUGUAGACAGAGACACAGCACUGCUUGAUCUCAUCAGCUUCUUUAUCCAGUGUUCAGGGUGCAAAGGGAUGGUUACAGCAGAGAUGUUUCAGAGCAAACAGGGAACUGACGUCAUGAGUAAAAUGGUGGAGGAUCUGGAUGAGGAUGCUGGUUUUCAAUACAAGAAGUUCCUUGCUUUUCCGUGGAUUUUAACUGUCACGUGGCCUCUUGAUAUGGACAGUGGCGAAUAUCCCCUUAUCAUGUCUGGCCUGUACUGGAAGAGAUUUCGUUCACAGUUCUGUGAGUUCGUAUCGGUGCUAGUGUCCCAGUGUCAGAGCUGUGUAAUCUUCGAUGGCUACCUCUUAAACACACUCAUUUCACUGCUGACUGAGCUCUCCGAUUCCAGAGUUCGGGCUUUCAGGCACACCUGUACACUGGCAGCAGUGAAGCUGCUCAGCGCUUUGGUGAAUGUGGCUCUAAACCUCAGUGUCAGCAUUGAUAACAGUCAGCGGUUGUAUGAGGUCGAGCUGGCCAAGAUGGCAAGCAAACGAGCUUCUCCGAGGCUGGACAGGAUUCAGAGAAAGAUCAGUGAGUUACAGGACAGAAAACUUGAAAUUGAGAACAUGAUGGAUGCCAUUUUCAAAGGAGUCUUUCUGAAGAGAUACAGAGACGUGAUUCCUGAAAUCAGAUCCAUCUGUAUGGAGGAACUGACGGUGUGGAUGAAGUUGUAUAGUUCAGUGUUUCUGAAUGACAGCUACCUGAAGUAUGUGGGAUGGAUGAUGCAUGACAAGCAACCUGAUGUUCGUCUAAAGUGUGUUCUGGGUCUACAGGGACUUUAUCAGGAACAAAGUAGCUCCAAAAUGGACCUUUUCACAGUACGGUUUAAGGAGAGGAUGAUCUCCAUGACGCUGGAUAAAGACCAUGAAGUGGCUAUCCAGGCCGUGAGAUUGCUCAUGGUCAUCUCUCAAUCCUGUGAGGAUGUUCUGAGUCCUGAUGACCACAAGAACGUCUUCCAAUUUGUCUACUGUUCCCACAGACCUCUAGCCACCACUGCUGGCCAGUUCCUCUACAAUAGGCUGCUCAGUAACCCUGAAUUAUCAACAACUAGAGACGGAGGUUCCAAUCAGGACAGACACAGAGAGCUGGUCUUAGCGAAGGUCCGAGCCCUUAUCAACUUCCACACUGAGAGCAAGCUGCACCAACAUGUGCUGUACCUGGUUGAUAGCCUGUGGGACAGUGCAGGAGCUCUGCUGAAGGACUGGACUGGUCUUACCUCACUACUCUUACCUCACACGUCCUGUCAGGAUCAAGCUCUGAGCAGUGCUGAGGAGACCUUUGUGAUUGAGCUCAUGGUGGCGUCAGUAAGGCAGGCUGCAGAGGGUCCUCCGUUAUCAGGGAGAGCAGCAGGAAAAAAGGUGAUAAGUACUAAAGAGAAAAAAUUACAAACUGAUGACUGCACCAAACUCACUGAACACUACGUUAAAGUGCUACCUGGGCUGUUAUCCAAGUACUCAGAGGAUGCUGAAAAACUGACCUCCUUUCUAAGAAUACCUCAGUAUUUCCAAAUGGACACCUGUGAUCAUGAAAACUCACAGUGUGUGCUGGCAUUGCUGGCGGAGUUGGACACUGCAGUGAACAGACACACAGAUGUGGCGCUACUGGAAACAUCUGCCCGCUCUUAUCAGAGCCUCUGUGGUCAAGAUUCACCAUUUCACUCUCUGGCCCGUCCAGCCUUUGACCAGGUUAUUCAGCGCUGGAUAAACACACUGGGGACACGAUUAGCAGAAUCACUGAGUGAUGGUUGUUUCACUUAUAAUGAAGACAACGUUUUGGAAAUUCUGUCCACACUGAAGAAACUUGCUGCAUUCAACAUUGCUCAGGACCUGUCUAAAUGGAGUUUAUAUGAGCUGGUGACCAAAGUUCUGGAGGGGGAGAUAAAACACGGCGGUCUUCCAUUAGAGGUGACUAUUGAGGCUCUGCGCUGUAUGUGUAGCUGCAUCCUAUGGAAGCUCAACACUUUUGGAGAAGGACUGACAUCCAGGGAGUCUGCCCUCCAGCAGAGAAACCAGCUCCGUGCCUUCUGUGAGAAAUGCCACCGCUGUCUGUCGCAUGCUGAGCAGCUUGUUCGAGAGCAUGCCUUCAUGUGUCUGAGUGACGUUCUCAUAGCUCAUAAUUACCAGCUUCAGAUGUGGGACUCGUCUGCAGGAACUCCACUGCUCUACACCCCUGAUCCCAAGCUCCAGAAAGCUCUUCUUUCCUUCAUCCUGGAGCACGUCUUCAUCAGCCCUGAGCCGGACUCUCACAGCAGUAAAGUCAGUGAGAGUGAGAGUGGAGAAGGACGGCUGGAGGAUUUGCACCGGCGCAGGAAUCUUCUGUCUGCGUACUGUAAGCUCAUAGUGCACAGUGUGUUAGAGAUGAGCAUGGCUGCCGAGGUUUUCAAGCAGUAUGUGAAGUACUACAAUGACUUCGGUGACAUCAUCAAAGAGACCUUGAACAGGACCCGGCAGAUGGACAAGAUGGAGAGCGCCAGGACGCUGGUGCAGUGCCUUCAGCAGCUGUAUCUGCGGCUGAAACAGGAGCAGGACAGAGGAAACACAUGCAGCUCCAGGAUCCAGACGUACAGCAGUAUCAAAGAGCUGGCCAGACGCUUCUCUCUCACCUUCGGCUGGGACCAGAUCAAAUCCCGAGAGUCUCUGGCCAUGAUCCACAGGGACGGCAUUGAAUUUGUUUUCCAAGGGUUUGUUCAGCAGUCCGAGAAACAGUCUCCGCCGUAUGUCUCGUACCUCACCAUCCUCAGUGAAUUCUCCAGCAAACUGCUCAAACCUGACAAGAAGACCAUUUAUGGUUAUCUGCAGAAGUUUGCUGGCGAGCAGGUCAUCAGUAACCGAGAGGAGAGCUGGAUGCCGCUGAUUUACUACCGGGCGUCUCUGAUGGGCACAGCUGAGGGAGAGGAUGCCGUUUCCUUCAUCAGCUCCGACACCAACAAACAGCCCUCUCUCACUAACCGCUCCAGGUCUCCCUCUAUUAGACUCGUCCAGUCUGAAGGAGAGCAACGCUUUGUUUCUCCCUCUGCAGAACUGAAGGGAAGCAAGCUUUUGAGAAGUUUUAAUGACUCAAAGGUCCAGCAAACUCCACUGAGCCGAGAACAUCUUUAUCUCCAGUCUGAUAAAGGCCUGAGGAGCAGUGAGGAGGUGGAUGUUGAUACUGUAGAAAUUGACGUCUAAUGCUGUACUUCACUUUUGUUAUCAUGAGUCUAAUAUAU
Messenger RNA from Danio aesculapii, 3813 nucleotides. Its product is annotated as cohesin subunit SA-2. The transcript is spliced from 33 exons. Gene Ontology annotation, molecular function: chromatin binding. Gene Ontology annotation, cellular component: cohesin complex; nucleus; chromatin. Lineage: Eukaryota; Metazoa; Chordata; Actinopteri; Cypriniformes; Danionidae. The coding region runs from base 251 to 3775 and encodes 1174 amino acids. The record is from RefSeq and is a predicted model, not a curated record. Gene Ontology annotation, biological process: sister chromatid cohesion.